AACUUCGAAAUCGUUGAAACAACAAAAGAUGAGCGACGACGGUGAAGAUGCGAGGCCAGAGAAACUGCGUAGAAAAUCACAUAUUUUAGCUGUUUGUGAUGUCUUUUGAAUGCAAGCUAGGCCAUGAAAGUCGACAUCGUUGACUUUUGAAGGGAUUCUCUUUCAUAAUACUCUAGGAAAGGAAGGAUUUUGGAAUUACAAGCAAUUUUGUGAAGAACUACAUUGCACUGGAAGUACACCUUUCACUGUAAUUUGUUCAGGCCAGCGGGAGACCGUGAGGAAUAGGCCAGUCUUCGCCUCGAUCGCGUGCUGAAAUCAACCAAGCCAAGAUCAUCAGUCCAAAAGUUAUCGAUGAUAUUUUACAGCAAGUUAAUAGUACUUGAAUGGUGUUGUUGCAUUAUCAGCCAUUGUGAUGUCAUGGGGAUUUACAAAUCAAGUCAAUAAAACUGAAACUGAAAAAAUUCGAAGAACUGAAGGAGUGGAACACAGUCACAGGGAACAAGAUUCAGACAACCUAAGUUAGACAGAACUUAUUUUGUGAUUUUCUAAAAAGACUGAUGCCUCUUCGACAAGUGCAAGUCAUGAAUAGAUCACGAGUGGUUCCAGAUGGAACUACAAAGAGAUACAGAGAGGGCAACUUUCAUUCUUCUUAUUCAACCCUCAACGAACUUGGAAGAGGGCGCUUUGCAGUUGUCCGCAAGUGCAAGCACAAGGAGAGCAACCGACACUUCGCAGCCAAGUUCGUAAGAAAGCGCAAGAUGGGACGAGACUGCCGUGAAGAUAUCCUCAAAGAGAUCCGCAUCCUGGAGAACUCGGUCUUGAACCAGCGUCUAAUCGGUCUCCACGAGGUUUACGAGACAUCAACAGAAGUCAUUCUCGUUCUGGAAUAUGCCAGUGGGGGCGAGCUACACCAGUACUGUGUGGCGGACAAAGAGGACGGGUUCUGUGAAAAAGACGUGGUCAGACUUUUACAACAGAUUCUAGAGGGCGUUCACUAUCUGCAUUCACAGAAUAUAGCCCAUCUGGAUCUAAAGCCUCAGAAUAUACUUCUGACCUCCAAAGAAACCAGUGAGAGUGACAUAAAGCUGAUAGACUUUGGAAUCGCACGCUACCUCAACCAGGGAGAAGAGAUAAGAGACAUUCAGGGCACACCAGACUAUGUUGCUCCUGAGAUCCUCAACUACGAUCCCAUCACCCUCUCCACCGACAUGUGGAGCAUUGGCGUCCUGACCUACGUCAUGCUGACGGGGAUCUCGCCCUUCGCCGGAGACACCAAGCAGGAGACCUUCCUCAACAUCUCCCAGCUCAACUUAGACUUUGCCGAGGAGGACUUCAGCUGUCACUCCCCAGAGGCCAGGGACUUCAUCCAGAGUCUCUGCGUGAUCGAUGCAGAGAAACGCCUGAGUGCUAAAGAGUGCCUUGAUCAUCCAUGGAUCCAGAAAUUCAGCAGCAUGCCUGUUACCCGGGUGCUUGACGACAACGAGAAUGUGACGCAGCAAGAUAAGUACGACACCGAGGUCUCAUCGCUCACCAUCAACGUGGUCAUCCAGAAUGACGACAAUGAGGUCGUCAAGAAGAAGGGGACGGACGAAGAGAACGACAACUACCUGGAGAACCGAACCGUGGAGUACGUCUCGCCGAGGGAGGUGAAGAGUCCAAAUGAGCAGGUGCAGGAUUCUGAAGCCUGUUUAGAUGUCAGGAGUGGGAUCAUCAUAGAAGAGAUUCUUUCAGACAUGGAUGUUCAUAUGGAUGUGGAGAGCAAAGACGGACAAACGGACACCACCCAGGACCUUCCCCACAUUCAGGAAGAGGUCCAGGUUUUAUCUCAGUAUUCAAAGAGCUUUGAGGUUUUAGAUCAUGAACUAGUAGAGAAGCGCGAGUAUCCUCUUAUCUCGCAACCGAGGCAAGUCAUCAUCGAGAGUCUAGAGGACUCUCCUGCGGCGGUGUCUCUGCAAGGGGAGAGCAGUGUGGCCCUGGGAGACAUGAAGUGCAGGAGCUGCAACAGGUUACACCCAGAAUCACAAAGUGCCUCUGACCGGAGCAGGUCACCAUCCUCCAGCCCUAUGGGUACGCGGCGGACCCUCUGCCCGAACAAGGAGAACUUUCCUAAAGACAUCCGGGAACCCAAGAGGUUCUGUCUGGAAGUGGUCCCUCAACAGCAGGGCCAAGUCGUCUGUUGAUAGUCGCAGGUUUUCCAAACAAUCCAACAUAUUUAUUCUAGAUAUUGUUUUUAUCAUUGUUCAUUAGCGAUGACUGACAGUUUCAGUACAUUUUUCACAUUAAACAAUCACUUGGGAACGUGUUAUGUUAGUGGGGAAGAGUUUUAAAUUCUUGGCAUUUUAGAGGUUUUAUUUGAAAUCAUUUUAUGGAUGAUUAUUAUCAUUGAAUUAUAGUGUAAAGAGAAGGAAAUGUGAAUAUAUAAUGUAUGAAAUUAUUUGAAUUCAUUGUAGUGCUGAGCACUUAAGUAAGUUAACAUUUAUGGUACCAAAGUAACUUUUUACUUAAAUAAGUUGUUAGGUCUUGUUGAUUCAAGACCUCAGUAAACUAAUGCCUUGCUCUUUGCAGAGAGUUCCUAUACAAAAUAAAAGCGACAUCAAGAACUUCCAAAAUGAGGCAACUUUUGUGAAAAGGGUGCUAUGUGUUUUCUGUGUGUAAGUAUUAAGAAUAACUAUGCAUUUUUAUACAAUUCAUCAUGAUUCCGUUGGUGAGAAAACGUGAGAAGGCCAAAACAGUUGUCUUCACAAAAGGGGAAAAAAGAGAAAUAUGCCUUUAGAUUAAUGUUGCAUGCAUCUUGAAAUUUCGUAGAAUACUUUUACAGCAAGUCCUACCAAAUAUGUGUGAUGCUCCUAGACAUAUGGGGUGUUGCAAGAAAGUUGCGAUUGGUUGCAAGUUGCAAAAUUUGCAACUGAUAUUUGCUAUCGAUUGUAACUCAACUUUCUUGCAACGCCCCACUAGUCUCCUAAAUUUCCUAGGAUUUUGUUUGGAUUAUAAUUUUAACAAUUAAAUUCAGUUAACUAGAUCUAGCUUUUAUUCCCCCUCCCCCUCUAUCUCUCUCUCUCUCUCUUUACUAAUAUGGCGUUGCAAGAAAGUUGAGUUGGGAUCAAUUGCAAUUAAUCGCAAGACUUGAUUUGGAGGAUUUGCAAUUGAUCGCAACUUUCUUGCAACGCCCCAGUAGGCGUACAUGUAGAUAGGCUACUAGGCAGCUAGCUCAAUGUAUCAUUGAGUGAACUUGGUAUGUAGUUCAGGAAAACUGGAAAAAGUACACUAAGUUAGACGAAAGAAACUUGCUAAUAAUAGUUUCAUCUCGUAAUGAUUUUGCCUAUUUUGUAUUCUAUAUCGAAUGGUAUAGAACAUCAAAGAAAUUGAAUUUUGGAAUGAAUAAAAAGAAAAAGACAAUCUUGUGUCUUUACCAACUUCAUUUUUAUGGUCGUUGAAUGGGCAUAACUCCAAAUUUGUAGCAUUAUGCCAUAUUUUUUUAAUUUAGAUCUCAGCAACUCAAUUAGGGCUCCAGGUGACAUACCUUUAGGUAAAAUAGAAAUAGAAAUCCUUGAGUUCAACACUAUCUUUUGGGUAGGAUAUAUCAUUUAUUUACAUAAAUUUUCUUUUGAUUUGGUAGAUUGUAUGUUAAGAUAUUCUGCUGUUUAUUUAUAAGUUUUAAUCGUGUUUUUGUGGAAAUUGUAUUUUCAGUCUUUACUUACAGUGGUUUUGUUCAAGCCUUUGUUGUUUCUUACAGUGAAAUUCGCUACGCUCUAGGACAGUUGAGUUGGGUUCCAGACUUCCAGAACGUAGUAACUCACUUGGAGUUACUGCCUUCUGCCUCCCAUUCAACCAGUUUUCCUUAGUCAUGAAUAAUCUUUGUUUCUAAUUCAUGCUGCUUAGGAAAAAUUGCAAUGGUGUAUUAAGAAUAACCUUCCUAAUAUUGUUGAUUUUGUGUCGUGAAGAAAUUGAUAAUUCCGUCAGCCAUUUGACAAAGUGCGUCUUCAUGCAUGUUUUGUUGGGGGAUUGUUACGAACGCUAGCUCGAAGGGAAUUACAGAUAUAUGUUGUGACUUUGUUCCAUUUGAACUGUACUUUCUUUCUAUGUUGUAGUCGUCCAUGUUUUUAGAACCGUUUCCCAGUGUUUCUGUUAUCUUUUAUUUGUUUGUUUUGGUAGUGGAGAGUCAGGAGUUUUGUAUUCAUAGAUUGUCAGGGCAUUUUCUGAGAUUCAGUGAACAUCAUUUAAUAUGCUAUUACACAUUCAAUGAUGCACACACCUUUCACACAAAUACACACUUGAAUCGAGCUAUGUUUUAUUGAUAUCAUAGCUUCACCCUCUAGUGACCUUAGAAGCAGUGUAGUCAAUGACAUUGUCAAUUGCAUUUUGGAAAUUGGGAUAUAGUCAGUGAUGCUUGUCAAUUAAAUUUGGAAUUGUCAGUUACGCUACAGAAUUUGUAUAAGUUACAUUUUAUAGUUUUGUGGUAAAAAUGUAUACCAAAUUAGCCUAUUCUGCAACUGCAUGUUUCAAUGUGUUUUCCAAUCAUCCAAGCAUCAGUUGCUUAUUGCAUUUCAGACAACAAUCUUCAAUCGUUUUGUGGUCUGCCACCAUACUCUAUCAAAGAGUAGUAGAAAUUGCAAGACCAAUACCGGUAAAAGCAAAUAAACCCAAUUUUAUUUAUUUAAAGUGUUCAUUCAGUAGCUUUAAAUUGUCAAUACUCAAUCUUACCUACAUUAUAACUCCAAUGUUGUGAUUUUCUUGGUUCUUAGAGGUUACUUUCUGUUAUUUUUUACUUCACCAUUAAAUUGUUUUUAUUGUGACUAUGUUCCAUGUUGGAAAUUUUGAUUUAUAUAUUUAUGUUUACAAGAUGUGCUCCAAUCGUAAUUAGGAUACCCACUAUUAGGGAACCACUGCCAAAAGGUUGACUUUCAGUCUGAAUUAUGAUAGAUGUAUCAAAAGGUGUACUUUAUUCCAAACGAUGGGCCCUGUUUCAUGAAACUUGUUAUAAAUAUUAAGGUACUAGAAAUGUUAUAAUCUACUGAAAUCCUAACUCUUGAUUGGCUAUUUGAUUGGCAUUUGUUAUUGAUAACAAGUUUUAUGAAACAGGGCCACGAUCUGCUCGAAGAUAUUUUCAAGGAGAUAGCUACAGGUAUAUCAUUCCUCUAGAUUUUUUCGUGGCAGGUUAGUGUGAGCACCAACACCAAUAUCAAUUAGUUGGUGCAGUUCAGGAGGCAGACUCUUAAUAAGAAGAUUGUCUCUAGACUGGUAGAAAAAUAAAUGUACUGUGACAACUAAAAGAUACAUCAAAAUUCAAAUUUGUCCUGAUAGUUCUAGCUGGACUAAUCUUAGUCAGUAAGCUGACCGCUUUAUAAAGAUGGAACUCAUUUUAACCAAUGUUAGAAAGCUUCAGUAGAAUUUCGUUCAGGAUGCCAUAUGAAUGUCAGAUACGUAUAUAUUACUUUAUCUGUGUGCACACAUUUCAUUUUUUAGAGUAUUCCAGUAUAUGCCUAUGUAUAUUUUGUGUUCUCAAAGUUUUAUUUAUGCGUGAUACUCGUAAGUGGAAGGGAGAUAGUAUAUUAUAUUCAUUCGUUAUCCUAUUUGCAUCAUAUUUAAUUUUAUUCUGAUCACAUUGUGUUUGUUUUCGUGGUUCAAUUCACAAACAAGCUUUAUAAUCGUUGAGAGGGUAUAUACUUAUAUUUACUCAAAAGCUUUUUCAAUAGGUAAUUUGUCUGGAGAUUAAAGAAUACAGAGUCCAAACAUAUAUACAGCUUGAUUAUGUCCUAUGACAGUAACAUAUUUUGUGUACAAGGAGAAUUUACUGGGAGAAAGUCAUGACUUUGUAAAUAUGCAAAAACGUCAGCUGUUUCAACAUCAUAAACUUAAGCAAAAUGUUAUGGUUGAUUAGAUUUGUUUACCUAUUAAGGUAGGAAUCAUUAAAGUGGGAUCAUGUUGGAAUAUAGUCCAGAAAGGUUAUGCAACAAUUUUGACAAGCUUAAUCUCAUUUUCAGUAACUAUUCAUUAUUAUCCUUUCCUGAAACGGGUUGGAAACUGUGAAAUACUUAAUUGAAAGAUCAUGAUACAUCAGUUGUCUGUAAACAAUGCGUCCGUUUUCAUUUCCAUGAAAGUAUGGCUAUUGACACUGUAAAGGCAUGAUUGUGAAAGUUACCCUGCACGGUUUAUAUUUUAUGAUUCGCGAGAUUGUUCUCACUGUAUCGGUUGCAGUCGAGUGAUUUGUCAGUGAUCUGGAUUUGAUUGAAUUUCAAUGGAAGAAGGAGAAGAAAAAAAACAUACAAAUAAAUAUUUUAGCUGUGAUGCACCAUA
This is a messenger RNA of Strongylocentrotus purpuratus (purple sea urchin), 6294 nucleotides long. Its product is annotated as serine/threonine-protein kinase 17A. Gene Ontology annotation, cellular component: nucleus. Gene Ontology annotation, biological process: protein phosphorylation; positive regulation of apoptotic process; intracellular signal transduction. Bases 558 to 2180 code for a protein of 540 amino acids. NCBI's taxonomy places the organism in Eukaryota, Metazoa, Echinodermata, Echinoidea, Camarodonta, Strongylocentrotidae. Gene Ontology annotation, molecular function: protein serine/threonine kinase activity; ATP binding. The transcript is spliced from 6 exons. The record is from RefSeq and is a predicted model, not a curated record.